Molecule: messenger RNA, 3168 nt
Organism: Daphnia magna
Lineage: Eukaryota; Metazoa; Arthropoda; Branchiopoda; Diplostraca; Daphniidae
Product: lactase-phlorizin hydrolase
Exons: 17
Coding region: 155-1696 (513 amino acids)
Biological process (GO): carbohydrate metabolic process
Molecular function (GO): beta-glucosidase activity
Source: RefSeq, a predicted model, not a curated record
ACCGGUUGUUAUUGUUGGUGUUAUCGGCUCGGUUAGAUCGUUUUCGAGGCAUCGCGACUUGACGAAGGUGCAUUAUUAUUACUACAAAAACGAGUUUUCCAUUUGACAUUUCCAAGAAAAAGAGUGAAGAACUGUGCAACGAAAGAAGACAACGAUGGCCAACAUCAACUGGAUGGGUUGGUUGCUAAUGGUUUUACUCGUUGGCAACGAUAAAACUGUGCCCGUCUCUUGUAUCUACGUCGACGAGCCGUUACUUUACGACACGUUCCCACCCAAUUUUGUCUGGGCCUCGGCUACGAGCGCCCACCAGAUCGAAGGCGCUUGGAACGUUGAUGGCAAAGGUCCUAGCAUUUGGGAUACUUACACAUCUCAGCCGGGCAUUGUUGCAGAGGGAGCGACCGGUCAGACGGCCUGCAACAGUUAUUAUUUCUAUCAGAAAGACGUGGACGCCCUCAAGAGUUUGAAUGUGAGUCACUAUAGGUUCUCCAUUUCUUGGCCGCGGGUUUUGCCCGAUGGAAUCGGUCGGAUCAACCAACCGGGAGUCGACUACUACAAGAAUCUGAUUGCAGCGCUUAAAGUGGCAAACAUCCAGCCCAUGGUAACCUUGUACCACUGGGAUUUACCGCAAGCCCUCGAGGAUAUGGGAGGAUGGUUGAACUCUAGCGUGGCCGACUGGUUCGAAGAAUACGCCCGUCUCUGUUUUACCCAAUUCGGCGAUGACGUAAAAAUAUGGGUCACCCUGAACGAACCUUGGAUUACUGCAUGGCAAGGCUAUGGACUCGGAGUCAGCGCACCUGCCAAAUAUGGACCUGGAACGUAUACUUAUCAGGCCGGCCACAACCUGAUCCUUGCCCACGCCAAAGUCUACCGACUUUACGAAUCUUCCUUCAAACCCUUUCAACAAGGUAAAACAAAAUUUAUUGGAAUCGCCCUCAAUAUUAAUUGGUACUCGCCCGCCACCGACCUGACGGCCGACGCGGAUGCGGCUGAAAGGGCACUCCAAUUUAUGGGUGGAUGGUUCGCAAACCCGAUUUUUGGUAGCGGAGAUUAUCCGUCAAUAAUGAAACAAAAGAUUGGAGAGAAGAGCGCACUGCAAGGAUUCAAUCAAUCGAGAUUGCCGGAAUUCACGCAAGAGCAAAAGAUUUUCGUUCAGGGUAGCGCAGAUUUCUUGGGCAUCAAUCAUUACACAAGUUUCUUGACAGAGGACAAACCUAGUGACAUAAACGACAUCAGUUACGAAGCCGAUCAAGACCUUUACGCGUAUUACGAUCCGUCUUGGUACGGAUCGGGAUCGCCGUGGUUGAAAAUCACGCCGUUCGGAUUGCGUAACCUGCUCGUUUGGUUAAGAGACAGGUUCAACGAUCCGGAGAUGAUCAUCACGGAGAACGGAUGCAGCGACACGGCCGGCAAUUUAGACGACAUGCUGAGAAUUUAUUAUUUUAAACACUACAUUAAUAACGUCCUCAAAGCCAUUAAAAACGAUGGAGUUAAAGUCACUGGAUACACGGCCUGGUCGCUCAUGGAUAACUUUGAAUGGCGCGCUGGAUACAACGAAAAAUUCGGACUUUUCAAUGUGAAUUUUACGUCACCUGAGCUCCCAAGGACUGCCAAAGCUUCCGCAAGCUACUACGCGCAAAUCAUCCGCGACAAUGGAUUCCGAACGGAUCAACCGUGCAAUAAUUAUCCGAUUUCUUAGAAAAUGCGCCAAAUUUGAACCGCAUCACUUGAAUGUCGAAUAUCGAAUUCACAAUUCAAGAAAAUACAUCGACAGUUUCAAAAACAUGUUUUGGCUGAAACUCAAUUCUCGUAAAUGGUUCGCAUUCGCUACGGCAAUUGAGAUCGAAAUGGCAAGUGCUUUCUGCGCAUCGCUAGUUCAAUCGAUGACGUCAUUUCUUUUUUUUUUUCCGGUUGCAUUUGUGCUCGACAAUCGCCAAAUUACAGUGACGAAUUACAGUGACAGAGACAUAAAUAAGCUGUGGCGCAACCUCACGCUGAUCCCAACACGUUUGCGAAUCAACAUCGAUUAAAGUUUACAUAAAAUUUUUAAAUUGGUCCAGAAAUAGGGCGCAAAUGUUGACCUUCAUCAGUUUGCUUGCAACGUACUUGCGGGGAAAUAAACAAACAAACACAACAUCGUUUAAAAGAGGAAGUACCCGAACACCCUCGACCGCAAAUUUUUGCAUGUUUGAAGAACCCAAUUUACAUGACCAGACCCCACCCCCCUUUUUUUCUCUCCUCACAUCCCACGCAACAUAUGGUCAACCCGUGACGUCAAUGUGGUAAUUUAAGACGACUAUAAAUUGCAGACGAUAUUUUUGCAAUGAAGUCAAUCUAUUUUCGCAUCCUGUCAUUUCAGAGACACAUUUUAAAAAGGAAAAAAAAAACCUUUACCAUCGCAAACUGCAAAAAUGGCCACUUUCUCGCUAAAACGCAUCGUCCUUAUUGCCCUGAUUGCCAUUAGCUUGGAAACAUCACACGUAUCCGGUGGUUCUUUCGGUCCCUGUGGCGGACAGAGGCUUGACACGCUGGCCAGCAAACAGUACAUGUCAGCCAGUCAAUGCGUUUCUAUGGGAGGCACCUGCUGCGCCAUGGACAGCGUUCGUGACCACAUCAAUGAGGAUCCUAGAAUCAUGAGCGCAACCGACAGAUGCUUCAGUUGCUACAACAGCAACGUCGUCGUUAAAUGUACGGGAAGUCUAAUCCGAUCUAAACCGGCGCGCGAGGCCGAUUGGUGGGUGACUGCCGCUAAAUGCAAUCAAGUCGGCGGCAGUUGUUGCCAAAAAUCAGCCACUUACGCAUUCAGCCCGCAAUUUAUGACGACUGACCCGGAUUGCAUCAACUGCUAUUCCGGACAAGUGGCUCUCCCGUGCGGAGGAAGUCUGUUGGCUUCCAACGAUUACACAGCAAAGACGUGCACCACCUUUGGAGGAUCUUGCUGCGACGAAUAUCCUACUGGUGGUGAUGCCUUCAAUGCUAGAACAUUCCCUAACCCGGAAUCGCUGUCGUGUCUCUAUUGCUACAGUGGAUUGCCCGCAAUCUACGGUUAACGUUAAACGAUCCCAUUCUACUGACACGGCGCAUUGUUCCAAAAAUUGAACGAUCGAUGAACAUGUUUAAUCAUUAAGCAGCAUUAAACGAAAGUCUGAAAUAUACAUAUCAGAGCUCUUA